ACGUAGUGAUGAAUGCCGGUAAUGUCGGCAUUUCUUAAAUUUGUUGCUGCUGGCUGAUUGACGCAAUCUAUAGGCGAUAACAGUCUCAUAAAACGCGUAUGAUAAAUCUAGAAACAGUUACAGUUCAGAUAUAGUAGGAGUAAUAUAUCAGCAAAGAUGCCGGAAUACGUGCCAUUGACAGGAUACGAGCAAUUGAUGGAUGCACUCAAAGUGCAAGCCAAAAAGAAUUGCCUUAUUUACAUGUAUUUCUUUGGCGAAAAGGACGGCAAUGGUCGAAGCUGGUGUCCCGAUUGUGUAGCAGUUGAGCAGAGUGUGGAGACUGCGUUUCGUGAGAAUGCUCAUCCGGAUUCGCUGAUCUAUACGGUGGAUGUUGGCAAUCGUGAUGCGUGGAAGGAUAUGACCAAUAAUAAAUUCCGACAUGAUCCGUUCAAUUUGACUCAAAUACCGUCGCUGCUGCGCUGGAAUGGCAGCGAGCGUUUAGAGGGCGAUCAGCUGCUCAAACCGUCGCUGCUUGAGCUUUUCUUUGAUGAGGCGAAGCUGGAAAGCUCCAUAGAUAUAACGGUGCCAUGCAAGUAACUGUAUAGCUGCCCCAAAAGAGCGAGAUGUGUAUGUGUGUGAGUUGAGUGUGAGUAUGUUUGUGUAAAUGUUUGUAUAAGAGAGAGUAAAAUAAACAAGCGUUUUGAGUUUAACUCAGAACGCAACUCGACUCAA
This is a messenger RNA of Drosophila innubila, 711 nucleotides long. RefSeq names its product thioredoxin domain-containing protein 17. The transcript has 2 exons. Gene Ontology annotation, molecular function: protein-disulfide reductase [NAD(P)H] activity. The coding region runs from base 157 to 576 and encodes 139 amino acids. Gene Ontology annotation, cellular component: cytosol. Lineage: Eukaryota; Metazoa; Arthropoda; Insecta; Diptera; Drosophilidae. The record is from RefSeq and is a predicted model, not a curated record.